Molecule: messenger RNA, 3969 nt
Organism: Pogoniulus pusillus (Red-fronted tinkerbird)
Lineage: Eukaryota; Metazoa; Chordata; Aves; Piciformes; Lybiidae
Gene: ITGB2
Product: integrin subunit beta 2
Exons: 16
Coding region: 111-2426 (771 amino acids)
Biological process (GO): integrin-mediated signaling pathway; cell migration; cell-matrix adhesion
Cellular component (GO): cell surface; focal adhesion; integrin complex
Molecular function (GO): integrin binding; amyloid-beta binding
Source: RefSeq, a predicted model, not a curated record
CUUGCAAAGCUCCUGAUGCCUUGUUGCCUUUCCCAGCCAAGCUUGAAAAUUUGAGACCAUCUUCAUCCCAGCCCAAGCACGAGACAAAGGAGAGGGCUUGAUGUGAGAAAAUGUUGCGUAAUUGCUGCCUCUGGCUGCUGGUCGUAACCUGUGUGCUGCUGCGGCUGACAACAGCCUUUGCUAUGGAGUGCCCCAAGAUCAAAGUGGCAACAUGCAAGGACUGCAUCCAGUCUGGUCCUGGGUGUGCCUGGUGCAAGAAUCCGAAUUUCACCAAAGCUGGUGAGCCAGACUCCGUCCGCUGCGACACCAUUGAGCAGCUGCAGCAGAGGGGAUGUCCACGCCAUGAGAUUGAGUUUCCAGUCAACAUCAUUACAAGAAUACAGGAUAAUCCCUUAAGCAAUGAGAUACAGCUGACUCCUCAGAAGGUGCACCUCAAAUUGAGGAUAGGCCAGCCUGCUGAAUUUGAGGUGAGGUUUCGCCGUGCCAUGGGGUACCCCAUUGAUCUCUACUACCUGAUGGACCUCUCCUACUCUAUGUUGGAUGACCUGGAGAAGGUUAAGAAGCUGGGAGGGGAGCUGCUAAGAGCACUAGAGAAUACCACCCCUUCUCGUCGCAUAGGGUUUGGCUCUUUUGUGGACAAGACUGUGCUGCCCUUUGUGAACACACACCCCAAGAAGCUGCAGAACCCUUGCCCCAACAAGGACGAGCAGUGCCAGCCUCCAUUUGCCUUCAAGCACAUCCUCUCACUGACUGACAAUGCCAAGAAGUUUGAGAGUGAAGUGGGGAAGCAGUUCAUCUCAGGGAACCUGGAUGCCCCAGAAGGGGGGCUGGAUGCCAUGAUGCAGGCAGCAGUGUGUGGGGACUUGAUUGGCUGGCGUAACGUGACUCGCUUGCUGGUGUACGCUACCGAUGAUGGCUUCCACUUUGCUGGCGAUGGCAAGCUUGGGGGCAUCUUAACCCCCAACGAUGGCCAGUGUCACUUGGAGGACAACAUGUACAAAAAGAGCAAUGAGUUUGACUACCCAUCUGUUGGCCAGCUGGUCCAGAAACUUGCUGAAAACAACAUUCAGCCCAUUUUUGCUGUCACCAGUAAAGUGGUGGAUGUUUACAAGAAACUCAGUGAGAUGAUCCCAAAGUCAGCAGUGGGAGAGCUGAACGAAGAUUCCAGCAACAUCAUUGAACUCAUCCAGGAGGCCUACAAGAACCUCUCUUCCCAGAUCAUCCUGGACCACUCCAUCCUGCCAGAUGUCCUUGAUGUCAAAUAUGACUCCACAUGCAAGGAUAAAGUCAUCCGGGACAAAGCAACAGGGCAGUGCAACAACGUCAAGAUCAAUGAAGAGAUCAAUUUCAAAGUGAAAGUCACAGCCAAGGAGUGCAUCACAAGCCAGUCCUUCACCAUUCGGCCACUGGGCUUCACAGACACUCUCACCGUUCACCUGGACAGCAACUGCAACUGCAACUGCAGUGAGCAGCCGGACCCAACCACCUGCAAUGGGAAAGGCAGGAUUGUCUGUGGGAUAUGCAGCUGCAAUUCUGGCUACACAGGGAAGAACUGCGAGUGUGAUACCAAAGGCAAGACCAGCAAGGAGCUGGAGAGCAGCUGCCGGAAGGACAACAGCUCAGUCACCUGCUCGGGGCUGGGGGACUGUGUGUGUGGUCAGUGCAUCUGCCACACCAGCGAUGUGCCUGGCAAGAAGAUCUAUGGCACUUUCUGCGAGUGUGACAAUAUGAAAUGCGAGUUUCACAAUGGCUUCCCCUGCGGUGGCAAAGAACGUGGGACAUGUGACUGUGGGGAGUGCAAGUGUGUACCUGGGUACCAUGGCAGUGCCUGCCAGUGCAAGAAGUCAACAGAUGGCUGCUUGAACGCACGUGGCAAUGAGUGCAGCCACCGCGGAACCUGCCACUGCAACCGCUGCCAGUGCCAGGACGGAUACCAGCCCCCCUUCUGUGAGGAAUGCCCAGGCUGCACCUCGCCCUGUGGAAGAUAUUUCUCCUGCGUAGAGUGCAAGGCCUUCCUGAGUGGCCCCUUUGAGAAGAACUGCUCUGAGGCCUGCCCCAAUAUACAAGUGGUUGAGGAGUCAAAGCAGGUGAGUAGGCAGUGCAAGGAGAAGGACUCUCAGAACUGCUGGAUCUCCUUCCGUAUGGCCCAGGAGGAUGGCAAUGAGAUGUACACUGUCACCGUUGAUCCUGACAAAGAGUGCCCAGAGCCUCCCAACAUUGCACUGAUUGUGGGCAGCAGCAUUGCUGGAGUGGCCCUCAUUGGCCUGGUGCUGCUGCUGAUCUGGCGGCUCUUGACAGAGCUGUUUGACCGCCGGGAAUUCCGCCGGUUUGAGAAGGAGAAGUCCAAGGCCAAGUGGAAUGAUGCUGAUAACCCCCUCUUCAAGAGUGCCACCACCACCGUUGUGAACCCCAGGUUCAAUGAAUAAUGAAGUGGAGCGACCCCUGGCAGUACUAGGACUCUUCAGAUAAAGAAAUGACAAACUAAGGAAAUCUCAGACUAAGGCUCCCACCCCUUCUUCUUUAUUAUGUUGCUUCAUUUCCUUGUUCCAGGAAGCCACCAACAUGUCAGGUACUGGCCAAGGAGCUGCACUGUGCAUGUCUUCCAGCACAACACUUGAUGGUGGAGUCAGCAGAUCUGGAAGAAGGGAACAGACACAGCUUUGCUGUGGAUGGGACUGCAGAGCAGAUCUCACCCAUAGGCACACAUGGUGACUCCUGUACCAGUUACCAACUGUCUCAGCUCUUGAUCCUAACUUUGCCUUCUUGCAGGACAGCAAGCCUCAAAUCAAUCUGAAUGCACAGAGUGCUUCCAGCUUUGACAUGGAGCUGGGAUUUCAGAACUGCCAUUUCCUUUCUGCUUCCUGGCUGCUCCAUGUCUUCUGUGGCUGUGCUGGUCUCACUAGAUUCUAAAGUACUUUCUGCCGAGCUGGAUGUGGAGAGCACUCCAGGCUAGCAGUGUGCUCUGAGGUUGCAAAGAGGUGAUGGGUACCUGUACAUGAAGAUGAAGAGUGACUGGGCAGCAUGCACUGAAUCUUUUUUACCAAAUCAUCCUCUGCUUCUUGGCAUUGCUCCCCUCUCAGAUCUACCUCAGGAAAGGUUCCACUUGGGCUCCUGCAAGUUUGGCUUACCUCUGCCAGGCCUUGAGCCCUCUGCAUGAAAAGAAGGCAAAGGAGCAACUGUUUGAACUAUGAAACACCAGCACCAAGCACGUGAAACAUUGCCUGCAGCUCAGCACUCUGCUACAGCUUCUUCUAUCAGCCCCAGAGCUAGAACUCUUCCCUGCUCUGUGAGCACAUUAGGCAUGCCAAGGGGCAGGCAUGCAAGAGACUUGGCAGUACUGGGAGCACCUCCAGCUCAGCAUUUCUCCAAAGCAUGCAGAGCAGCUAAUUACUCUUUCUCCAUGGGGUCAUUCUUGUGAAAUAGUGGUACAAUUCCACAUGUGUUUUAACAAAGUUUGGUAACAGUUUGCAUAUAGCUAUAUUAUGUCACAUCUUGCUCUCUGAAGAGGUUUAUUGUUAAUAAAAAUUAAUAUAUAAAGUAAGCAGCUCUGUCCUGCUAAGCAUCAAGUACAGGGGCAGCUGCGGAUACAGCAAAAUCCUAUCACUGCUGCCAGCAUGUCUCAUAGACACAGUGGCCAGGAAAGAUGCUGGACAGAGGGACAAACUAACAGUCUUUUACACUAAUGCCAACUACAUCUUGAAAGGUGCUGCCUUGCAAGCCAAAAAUUACUCACUAAAUGAAGCAAAGCAGUUCUUGUCCCUGCCCACCUGCUGGCAGCUGUUAAUCAAGAGUGGCUGUACUGUGUCAGAUAUGGGUUUAAUUUGGGCCGUUUUGCUUUUCUUCAACAGUGACUGUGAAAGCCUAGGGCAAGGUAAGAAGAAAUAAAAUGUGUCUGAUGCUCCCUCCAGUACUGUUCCAGCCUGCAGCUGUUUGUGGCUCAAGCACCCCCAGUGCAGUGGAGGUCCCAUG